UGCGGCUGGGGCGGGAGAUGCUCAGGGAAUCCGGUGUCGGCUGAAGCGGCGGGAAGUUCGGUCUGCGAAGGAGCCUCCCGCGUCGCAGUUUCAGCAAAAAUGCCUCGUGUGAAAACCUCACAACCUGCAAAAAAAGGUCCAGCACGGAGAAAGCUAGCGGAACAGUUUUCAGUAGGGGAAGUUUUAAUUGACCUGACCAAAAAGGAAUGGAAAGUAGGACAACCUAUUGGCCAAGGUGGUUUUGGAUGUAUAUAUCUUGCUGAUACUAAUUCUUCAAAGUCGGUUGGCAGUGAUGCCCCUUGUGUUAUAAAAGUGGAACCAAGUGACAAUGGACCUCUUUUUACAGAAUUAAAGUUCUACCAGAGAGCAGCUAAACCAGAGCUAAUUCAAAAGUGGAUUCAUUCCCAUAAACUGAAGUACCUGGGUGUUCCUAAGUAUUGGGGUUCUGGACUUCAUGAUAAAAAUGGAAACAGUUAUAGGUUUAUGGUAAUGGAUCGCUUUGGGAGUGAUCUUCAGAAGUUGUAUGAAGCCAAUGCUAAAAGAUUUUCACGGAAAACUGUCUUGCAGCUAAGCUUAAGAGUACUGGAUAUUCUGGAAUAUAUCCAUGAGCAUGAAUAUGUACAUGGAGAUAUCAAAGCCUCUAAUCUUCUUCUGAACUACAAGAAUCCUGACCAGGUAUAUUUAGUAGAUUAUGGCCUGGCUUACCGAUAUUGUCCGGAAGGAGUUCAUAAAGAAUACAAAGAAGACCCUAAAAGGUGUCAUGAUGGAACCAUUGAGUUUACAAGUAUUGAUGCACAUAAGGGUGUGGCUCCAUCAAGACGGGGUGACUUGGAAAUACUAGGUUACUGCAUGAUCCAGUGGCUCAGUGGCCAUCUCCCUUGGGAGGACAAUUUGAAAGAUCCUAAUUAUGUCAGAGAUUCCAAAAUUAGCUACCGAGAAAAUAUUACAAGUUUGAUGGACCAGUGUUUUCCUGAGAAAAAUAAGCCAGGUGAAAUUGCUAAGUAUAUGGAGGAAGUGAAAUUAUUGGGCUACACAGAAAAACCUCAUUAUCAGAAUUUACGAGAAAUUCUUUUGCAAGGGCUAAAGGCUACAGGAAAUAAGGAUGAUGGUAAACUGGACUUGCGUAUCUUGGAAAAUGGAGAUGUGCCAACAAAAAUAGGACCAAAGAAGCGAAAGAAAGAGAUAGAGGAAAGUGUGGCAUCGGGUACUGAAGAUAUGGAAAUUUCAUAUCAAAAUAUAUUGGAGGGAGCUCAGACUCGUUCAAGAACCAGAAGGAGAGUCUUGAAGUAGAAUGAAUACAAUAACCCUAUACAUGGAAUUUGCUUCAUUUCUCCUUUUUUCAAUAAGGAUUCUUUUCUCCUUUGUGUUGUGUUUAAUUUUCAUGUGAAUCUUGUGAGGAAGGGUGGUGGAAAUAUUUUUAAAUCCUUGUGUCUUUGAAGAGUGUUUGAAGAUUUUUAUUAAAAUAAAUACUUCAUAUAUUU
Messenger RNA from Vombatus ursinus (common wombat), 1481 nucleotides. RefSeq names its product VRK serine/threonine kinase 1 (gene VRK1). The record is from RefSeq and is a predicted model, not a curated record. The transcript is spliced from 13 exons. Lineage: Eukaryota; Metazoa; Chordata; Mammalia; Diprotodontia; Vombatidae. The coding region runs from base 100 to 1290 and encodes 396 amino acids. Gene Ontology annotation, molecular function: ATP binding; protein serine/threonine kinase activity. Gene Ontology annotation, cellular component: cytoplasm; nucleus. Gene Ontology annotation, biological process: peptidyl-serine phosphorylation; signal transduction.